Magallana angulata is the source of this 3103-nucleotide messenger RNA. RefSeq lists its product as uncharacterized. The transcript has a single exon. Bases 129 to 2225 code for a protein of 698 amino acids. The record is from RefSeq and is a predicted model, not a curated record. Lineage: Eukaryota; Metazoa; Mollusca; Bivalvia; Ostreida; Ostreidae.
ACGGGUAUACGAUCGGUAAACAAGAACAAAGGUUUAUAUGACGGUGUGAUACAUGGAAAUGACGAAUAAUUUCUGUUGAAUAUUAUAAAGGAAACAUGAGAUAAUUGGACAAAAGUUCAAAUCACGGAAUGUCUGACAAUUGCCGUGUGUCUGAGGCCCUGUACGUGGGUCUGUGUGGUUAUAUAGGGACACCGACAGAGGUGACCGUCAGGAGGGAGGUGAUGGACAUGGCGGAGAUGAUAAUGAAACCUGUACAGGUAUAUAAUGGUAUGCGAAAUAUGAUCAGUGGUAGUUAUAGGGAAGGUUCUAGAUUUAAAUCUUCUGACAUGGACAUGAUGUUCUGGCAUACCAAUCAUAAAGUAAUUACUGACUUAUCACAGUCCAGUGUUUAUGAUCUGUCAAAACAUUCCAUUAUUCUCAUGGAGGACACUGAUACACCACCGGGGUUUGUCAGACUACAGCUUCUGACGUCAUCACGAGAUGGAGACAUUGAAUCGUCAGUUGUUCCAUAUAAUGACGGCAUGUACAUAUCAUGUAUGAGGUGGAGACAAAGAAUGUUGACUAUGCUUAGUGGAAUAAACACUAUUAACAAUGCAAAAAGCCAUGGUCCUUGUGCAAACGGGUUCGUUGAUGAUUUAGAAACUGACAAUGCUCUUUGUUUUCAUUGUUCCCACUGGUCACGGUUAACCUGUUAUUGGAGAAAAAGAUGCAUUCUGCAUAACUGGCCUCAAAACCAUGUUUUUGAUGAUAUUCUUAGGAAUGGCUGUCAUUUUGUGCCUGUCGGACAUAAAAUAGCAGUCGAUGAAAAUGAACUUGAUUGGAGAUUAUCGUUUUCUCAGGCAGAACAAAAACUAGUGUAUUCCAUGAAUCAUACGCAAUUUCUGUGUUAUGGACUUUUGAAAAUAUUUCUUAAGGAAGUCAUCAAUCUUAAAAGGGAAGAACCAUUUCUGUGUUCAUAUUUUGUGAAGACAACGAUGUUCUGGCUGAUACAAAUAGGACAUAUUACAUGGUGUCCAAAUAACUUACUGGAUUGUUUCUGGAAAUGUUUUAAAUAUUUGUUACAAUGCGUUCAUCGUGGUGUGUUUCCAAACUUUUUUGUCCCCCAGAACAACAUGUUUGCCAGUAAAAUGUCUACAGUUAGAGGUGAACGCACACGCAAGUGUCUGUUAGAACAGCUUAACAGGUAUUACGGAAUGGGUGUGACCUGUUUGUUACAAAGUCCGACGGUCCGAGAAAUGAUUGAACCAGCUAUGUGUAACAGUUUUGUCGGAAUAGAACCACUUUUAAGUCAUAUGAAGAAUGCCGCUGAUACUGAUGCUUGUAUCAGAAAAGAGAUAGGAUCUAACAAUUUUCCAGAAGAAUGCAUAAAGAAAAAUUAUCUAAUUUUGAGGUUCAUACUAAUUGUGUCAAAUCAGUCGCUUACAGAAUAUGAGAAAUUAACAUUACAGAAAUGUACGGCAGAUGUUUUAGUUGCAACAGCAUUCAUGAAUCUCAGUACUAGUAGUUUAUCAAGUAAUACAAACAAGAAAGUCUACAGAUCAGAUAGACUUAAUAGUAACUUGUUGAAGCUGGCAGGUAGAUUGGGUGAUGUGUCUUGUUUGUUGUAUCUUGCUAUGUAUUAUUACAGAACAUGUAGAUAUAGAGAGGCGCUUCAUGUUACAGCUCUGGUUAAAUCAAGACUCACUCAGCCCUAUACCAUGUACAUGUAUGACACAGUAGACAGAGAAAGGUAUAAUGAAUGUGUGGCAGGUUGGUCUCUGUCUAAACGUAUGAAGAAAGCUUUGGUAUUCAAUGUACGUCUUCAAAAAGAGGUUUAUUACAUUAAGGAACUGGUUUUAGAACAAAUAGCAGGUAACGACAACGGUAAUAUUAUCUUGUUUAUUUCACCAUAUGUAAUGACAGACAUGUUAAGUGUGUUAUGUAACUACAGGCUAGGUAACCGGUCCCAGUGUCUACAGACACUGACAGACCUACAGACACUGCUGCUCUAUGAUGACGGGAGAUAUGUAGAUUUACAUUAUAGAGACCUCUCGUGGCAGAUACUGGGGAUCUGCCAGCACGUUGUGGUGGACCUACACGAGGCGUUACAGUCUUAUCAACAAUCACUCAGACAGAAACCAUACCACACAAUACAGAGUGCCACACAAUAUAGAAUAGCAUUAGUUUUGAAUAAAUUUGCAUUAAGUGAAGCCGAACGCAACAAAAUAUUUCAUAAUAUUCGUUAAAAAAAUUGCAUAAGGAAGACUGCUAAGUAUAAAAGUUAGGAAAAUCUGUGAUGCAUGCGAGAAACACGAAAACACGCAGAUUUACCAGGUUUGAUAUACACUGUAUAAUAUCACGAUUUUUCAGGACUUUGACAAAAAUGUAAAACUUAGUGGAAGUCUUCGAUUAAAAAGAAAACACCUUUUCAUUUCAUCAUUUAUUAUAUUUUUUUUUACUGUAACAUGCACCUGUACUAUUUUGUACAAAAUGUGUGUAAGUGAUGAAAUUUAAUCAAACAGAAAGAAAGAUAGAUAGAUAGAUAGAUAGAUAGAUAGAUAGAUAGAUAGAUAGAUAGAUAGAUAGAUAGAUAGAUAGAUAGAUAGAUUUGCACAGACCACUGUUCAGGAUAAAGAUGAAAAUUAUCUGGACAAUGGUUUACAUUCUUGGCGGGAAAUACUCUCGACAACAAGGCUCUCAUGAACCUUGCUUGCGAAUAGAAAUUGGUUUACAGAGUUUAAAGGAAGUUAAAUGAAGCGUCAUAUCAAGCGUUAUAUUUUUUUACUUUUUAAGUUAAACAUCUUUUUUUACAGUAGAUUGUUGUUGCUUUGAAAAUAAGAUGAAUGUUUUAUUUUUACGUCUUUUUAUAAUAUCAAUUUUUAUGUCAUGUCCUCUCUGUAUAUCUUGCAUGCUUAUUAUAUGUAAAAGUUGAUUAACUUUAUCACAAAUAAAAUAGCUACAGGGGAAUCAUGUCAUCUGCGUGUGGAAUUCAGCUGUUGUAUUAAAAAACAUGUUUUAAUUUUGCAUUUCUUUCUGUAGAUUUUGUCAUGUUUAAUAAAUUACAUGUACUGGGUUUUAUAAUAGUUGUUCACUACAAUUAGACUGCUUAUUGUACCAUUAAAAA